AUGCUUGCAAGAAAAGCCCUGGCGAGUGCCCAGUCGGCAUGUCCCCGCUGUGUAUCCCGCACUCGCGCCUUCACCACAACGCCCCUCCUCUCCAGGCAAGUCGGCAAAAGCAACAAACCCUGGGACGCCUCCUCAUCCCAGAGAAAAGGCCCCAACAGCUUUCGCAAUGACGCCAGACCAGGCGACAGGCGGCCCCCUUUCAGGCCCUUCCGACAAGCUAGAGAACCUCUACAGAUGACGGCGGAGCACUUUCGUCCCAAACCACCUCCAAAAGCUACCCAGGUGGCUAGGAUCCUCAUCGAGAGGCUGCCCGAGUGGGCGCACUCCGAUCGAGCUUUUGAAGCGCUCGCAGUAUAUGGUAUAGCGCCCGAUAUUGCCAAGAGAAUCGCUACUACCUGGUUCAAAUUGGCCAAAAAGGGCUUGGGGACGGCUACGACAGAAGACGAAGCGCUCUCCGCGCUUGCCGCCGGAGGCUGGGACGCCCCAGACCUCAUCGCUGCCCUACACGAAGAUAGAUUCGCCCAAGCCCUCGAAUCUUCCGCCCUACGGCAUUACCUCACAUACGCCCUGGCCACCCCGCACCUCACUCCCGUCCAGAAAUCCCACAUCUCCCUCAUACUCAAUACCACCGACAUCUCCCGUAUCGCCUAUACCGAGUAUACUAUCGCCCGCGCUGUCAAGCGCCAUUUCCACCUCCACAUCGGCCCCACCAACUCUGGCAAAACGUAUAACGCUUUAAAAGCGCUGAGCAAUGCGAGUUCGGGGGCUUAUGCGGGGCCGUUGAGGUUGUUGGCGCAUGAAGUAUGGGAGAGGAUGAAUUUGGGGAGUGUGGGUGGUCUAGACGGGAAGGGGAGGAGUUGUAAUCUGAUCACGGGCGAAGAGCGGAGGAUCGUCGACCCCGAUUCGGGGUUGCUGAGCUGUACGGUCGAGAUGCUGCCUCUCGGCGGUCUCGACGGCGAACCGUUCGACGUGGUGGUCAUUGAUGAGAUCCAGAUGCUCGGCGAUGCGAACCGCGGCGGGUCUUGGGCCAAAGCGGUCCUGGGCACGGCGGCAAAGGAGAUUCAUUUGUGUGGGGAUGAAACGACCGUGGAGCUGCUUCGCGGUAUGAUCACCUCCCUCGGCGAUACCCUCACCAUCCACGAAUACAACCGCCUCACCCCCCUCCUUGUCGGUGACGCAUCCAUCGAAAAUGAUUAUAGCAAGAUCGAAGAUGGGGACUGUGUCGUCACGUUCUCGAGGUCGAGUAUAUUCAAUUUGAAGAGGGAGAUUGAGAGUCAGGGGAAAAAGUGUGCGGUGGUGUAUGGGGCGUUGCCGCCAGAGACGAGGGCGGAGCAGGCAAAGGAUUUCAAUGAUGAGAAUGGGUUGUGCAAGGUUUUGGUGGCUAGUGAUGCCGUCGGGAUGGGGCUAAACUUGAAGAUUAAGAGGAUCAUAUUCGAAGCCCUCUCCAAAUUCAACGGCAAAGAAGAAGUCCCCCUCUCCCUCAUGCAAGUCAAGCAAAUCGCCGGCCGCGCCGGCCGAUUCAAGACUGGCGCCGACAAGAACAUUGCAACCCCCGACGAAGCGCCCGCUUCCGGCGGCUACGCUACCACCCUCAAACCCGCCGACCUCCCCGUCCUGCGCAAAGUGCUGGACUGGAAACUCCCUUCCAUCGCGAGGGCCAAGAUGGAUAUCCCCACCAGCAGCCUUAUCGAGCUCGCUGCCCUCCUCCCCUCCAGUCUGACAUACGGCGACUUGGUGAAACACUUUUCCACCCUCGCCAAGCUGCCUCCUUCUACCGUCGUGACCGACCCAUUCAACAAGCUCGCUAUCGCCGACGUCAUCGAGCCGUACCGUCCAUUCUUGUCCAUCAGCGAGAUCGAUCUCUUUUCGUUCGCGCCCCUGAGCUCGAGGGAUGAAAAGGCGAAAGAGGUGUUUAGGAAUUUGGUGGAUGAUUAUGUUACGCUGGGGUGCGUGACGGUAGAGUCUAUAUACUCUACUACCGACCUCCUCCCAACGCUUGACGACGUCCUCGAAACACUCCAAACCCUGCCACCCUUAUCCGAAACAGCUAUCCCAGGGCUCAUCAAAAACAAAAAAGUCCCACCCCUCAUCAUCAACGCACUCCCCAAACUCGAAACGCUCCACAAAUCGCUCGUCCUCUACAUCUGGCUCAGUCUCCGCCUCGAAGUGUCUUUCCCAGAUAGGUUGGUGGCGCAAGAGUUCAAGACAAAGUGUGAGGCGGCGUUGGAAGAGUGUUUGCAGAGGUUGCCGGGGUUGAAGAUGAAGAAGGGGGCGCAGGUGGAUGUGGCUGGGAAGGCGUGGGAGAAGAAGGCCGAGGCAGAUCGGCUAGGGGAGGGGGAAGGGGUGGAGUGGGUGAGCGGGGCGGAAUACCAAAAGACAAAGAAGGCGAGGAUCUGGAAGGAUGUGGCGCUUUUAGAGGAAGGGGAGGGGGUCAAGAAGAGGUUGGAUCCUGGAAAGUAG
Molecule: messenger RNA, 2460 nt
Organism: Cryptococcus wingfieldii CBS 7118
Lineage: Eukaryota; Fungi; Basidiomycota; Tremellomycetes; Tremellales; Cryptococcaceae
Product: mitochondrial RNA helicase
Exons: 2
Coding region: 1-2460 (819 amino acids)
Biological process (GO): RNA catabolic process; mitochondrial RNA 3'-end processing
Cellular component (GO): mitochondrial degradosome
Molecular function (GO): RNA helicase activity; hydrolase activity, acting on acid anhydrides; ATP binding
Source: RefSeq, a predicted model, not a curated record